CACGUGUACUGUGUUGACUGUCUGAGGGAACCCAAUUUCCGGAGACCGUGAGUUCAGGUAGAAGUUCCUGCAAACAAUUUCCCUGUUUGUGCGAAUCCCGAACCAUGAGCGCCCCGGGCGUGCUGUCCUUUAUCCAGCAAGGCUGGGAGCAGGUGCUGGCCAAAGUGAAACGGGCUGUGGUCUACCUGGAUGCCGCCAGCGCGGAGAGUCUGCACUGGUACUGUGGGUCCACACGUCUUAUGGAGGCGGUGGGGAGUCCUGUGUGCCACUUGCGGGAGUUUGAGCCCAAGGCAGUUGGUGGCAAAGCCGAGCAGCCCAAGGCGGUGUUUGUGUUGAGCUGCCUGCUAAAAGGCCGGACUGUGGAGACACUACGAGACAUCAUCUGCCGCAGUCACUUCCAAUACUGUGUGGUAGUCACUGCCUUGAGCCACGCUGUUCAUCUCACGGCUAACCACGUGCCAGCUGCUGCAGCGGCCGAGCUGGAGGGACAACAACCGGUGUUCGAGCAGUUGGAGGAGAAGCUGUGUGAGUGGAUGGGCAACAUGAACUACACAGCAGAAGUGCUGCACAUACCGUUGCUGCUCGCUCCUCUUGCUCCCUACCUUGUCUUAACUCCAGGCUUUGCGUCCCUUUUUCCACUACUACCCCAAGAUGUACAUCUCCUUAACAGUGCCCGACCGGACAAGAGGAGACUGGGAAGCUUGUGUGAGGUGGAUUCCUCUGCCUUGACCCCAGAGCUGAUGCUGCAGAUGAGGUGCCUGGUGUCAGGCCUCAGUUCUUUGUGUGAGCAUUUGGGGGUUCGGGAGGAGUGUUUUGCUGUGGGUGCCCUCAGUCGGGUCAUCGCUGCAGAUCUGGCCAAUUAUGCCCCUGCCAAGAACAGGAGGAAGACUGCUAUAGGCAGGGCAUCUGUGGUCUUUGUGGAUAGAACUCUGGAUCUCACAGGAGCAGUUGGACAUCAUGGAGACAACUUAGUAGAGAAGAUCAUUUCGGUGCUUCCACAGCUUCCAGGCCACACAAAUGACGUGAUGGUUAAUAUGGUAGAGCUCACUGCACUCCAGACCCAGGAGGAGAAUCAGAAUGUGGUUGCACCAGGUUGUCUUGCACAAGCCAAUGAUUUUGCAGCCAAAGCCCUGUGGGAGGCCUUGCUGAACACCAAGCACAAAGAAGCAGUGAUGGAGGUUCGGAGACAUCUAGUGGAAGCAGCAAGCAGAGAAAACCUGCCAAUCAAGAUGAGUAUGGGCAGAGUCACUCCAGGGCAGCUCACAUCCUAUAUUCAACUCUUCAAGAACAACCUCAAAGCUCUAAGGAAUCACUGUGGGAUCCUCCAGCUUGGGUUAGCCACAGUUCAAACUCUGAAGCACCCGCAGACUGCUAAGUGGGACAACUUUCUGGCAUUUGAAAGGCUCCUUCUUCAGAGCAUUGGGGAGUCAGGGAUGUCUGUUGUGUUAAAUCAGCUGCUGCCCAUGUGUAAGCCAUCAACUCAGAGGACCAGUGAUGAUUAUGGCCCCGAGGAGCUGCUGAUCCUCCUCAUAUACAUUUACUCUGUCUUUGGAGAGUUCACAGUGGACAAAGACCUGGGAGAAGCUGAAGAAAAAGUGAAGAAAGCAUUGGCUCAGGUCUUCUGUGAGGAAUCUGAAUUAUCACCUUUGCUGCAAAAAAUCACAGGCUGUGACUCUGCAACUAAACUGACAUUUCACAGAUCCAAAAUCAUCGUAGAUGAACUAUUUUCUUCUCUUUGGGAUAUUGCUGGAGCUCGGAGUCACAUGAAAGAGUUUAAGUCUGUAUAUGUUCCUGGAAAUCAUACCCACCAGGCAUUCUAUAAACCACUGUUGAAGCAGGUUGUGGAGGAAAUAUUUAAUCCCGAGAAGCAAGAUCCUGUUGAUAUUGAGCACAUGUCUUCAGGCCUCACUGAUCUCCUUAAAACUGGAUUUAGCAGGUUUAUGAAGGUGAGCCGGCCUCAUCCCAGUGAUCACCCACUCCUGCUGCUCUUUGUGGUGGGUGGCAUCACAGUCUCUGAAGCCAAAAUGAUCAAAGACCUUGUGGCAUCCCUGAAACCAGGAACCCAGGUGAUCGUGCUGUCCACGAGACUCCUGAAGCCACUUAACAUUCCUGAGCUGCUCUUUGCAACAGACCGACUACAUCCAGACCUUGGCUUCUGACAUCUACUAAGAAGAUAAGACCUACCCAAGCUGGAAAUACCAAUACCAUUGUUUGUCUUCAUUCCAGAUAUGCCUAGCUAAUUGUGGGUAUGACUGCAUCGUGCUGAAAGGGUCUUGAUAACUGUGUAAUGAGGUACUUUAUUUAGAUUGGUCUUAUUCUUUAAAAAAAAUUACAGUUGGGCCUGGUGGUGUAGGCCUGUAAUCCCAGCUACUUGGGAGGUUGA
Molecule: messenger RNA, 2383 nt
Organism: Octodon degus (degu)
Lineage: Eukaryota; Metazoa; Chordata; Mammalia; Rodentia; Octodontidae
Gene: Scfd2
Product: sec1 family domain containing 2
Exons: 9
Coding region: 105-2159 (684 amino acids)
Biological process (GO): vesicle-mediated transport; intracellular protein transport
Source: RefSeq, a predicted model, not a curated record